Molecule: messenger RNA, 940 nt
Organism: Salvia hispanica
Lineage: Eukaryota; Viridiplantae; Streptophyta; Magnoliopsida; Lamiales; Lamiaceae
Product: BTB/POZ domain-containing protein At3g56230-like
Molecular function (GO): protein binding
Source: RefSeq, a predicted model, not a curated record
ACGUAGAAUCCCAUUUUUUUUUCUCUCUCAUUUAUAUUCUCCCCUUUCUAUUUCUUCUUCUUCUUCUUCAUUAUCUUGUUGUUGUGAUCUCUGUGAAUUAUUGUGAUAAUCAAGAGAGAGGAAAUGGAUUGCUCUAUUUGCACAUCGUUGCCUUAUAUUUUGAGGCCACCAAGAAACACAAUAUGCGCAGCCUGCUACGAAGGAGCGAGAAGCAUAAUCUCAUUGACAAGCAAACAUGAAAAUGAGAAACCCAACAACAGUAAUCUACUUUCUUCUUCAAAUUCUAAUAAGGGGUUCACAAAUGCUCUUAAAUGGGUGAAGGAGAUGAAGGAAAUGGAGGAGGAAUUAAAUGAAAAGAUAUCUUAUUUAGAAGGCUUCGCCGCCGCAUUGAAGGAUCAAAUCCACACUGAUAUUCAAAUCAUUCCCGGAAACAAUGAGCCAUCUAUACCCGCUCAUAGAGCAUUAUUGGCAACGAGAUCAGCAAUAUUUCGUAACGUGCUAGAUUCAGACGAAUGCAAAGCUCCGGCAAAUCAGACCAUAACACUUGCGGAGCUGAAUCACGAAGAGCUAGAAUCCCUACUUGAGUUUUUGUACAGUGGAAGCCUCCCGAAAGAGAAGGUGGAAAAACACGUUUAUUCACUUGCAAUAGCUGCAGACAAAUACGAGAUCCCUUUCCUGCAGAAAUUUUGCGAGCAUCAAAUGCUUGGAUCGCUGAAUUCAUCCAACGCUCUUGAUAUCCUGGAAGUAUCCGACACUUGCUCCAACCUAAACCUUAAAGAAACGGCUCUCAAUUUCAUUGUAAGAAAUAUGGAAGAUAUAGUUUUCUCUGCACGUUUUGAUGCCUUCGCGCUCAAGAACCCUCAUCUAACUGUACACAUCACCAGGGCAUCCUUCAUGGAAAUUCGAAAUAGAAAGCCUGGUCUUUGAUCCAUUUCUCUAA